AUGGCAAAAAACAAAGACUCAAAUCAUUACGAAUGCGACCAACCCGAAAGGUAAAGUUAACACCAUUGUAUAGCUAAUUUGUGCACAUAAAUAUUUCUUUCUUGUGGUGAUUGUUAAUCCUCGCGUUGUUUCGCUAGGGAAGAUGCAUAUUCCACGUUGUCGCCAUUUUCCUAUGCAAGACAACCAGGGCUACAGCCCUCCCCGUACAAUCAACAAAUCAUGCCACAGCAAUACUAUGUUCCAUCAAUAAUGUCCUCGAUGCAGAUGAUGGCACCAUUCACUCAUUCGCCUGCCCAUGCGGUUCCGGCUUCGCAGUUUUCGGAUCCGCCUACAUCGAGCCAAGGAAACGCACAAAACGGAGCGCAAUGGAAAAAAAAAUCGAUGGACUGA
This is a messenger RNA of Porites lobata, 390 nucleotides long. The record is from the annotation of a GenBank genome assembly. NCBI's taxonomy places the organism in Eukaryota, Metazoa, Cnidaria, Anthozoa, Scleractinia, Poritidae.